AGUUACUUUAUUACAGCUAGUUAGUUAGUGAGCAGUUAGCAUUCAACAGUUCAGUUCGAAUUACACAGCGUAGGCUUUUUUCUUGUCAGAGGAGGAAUGCCGACGAUAGUGGAUGGUCCUGAGGGACACCUACCUCAGGGAGAGACGCAGACAGGAGGCAGGAAAGAGGAGUGGGACAGCAGCAGGCCCGUUGAAGACGUGGAAGUACUCUGCAGUCCUGUCUUUCCUCGGCCCAUUUGUUACUCCGAGGGAGACCAGUAGCAAUAUGGUGCUGGGGGUCGAGGUAGACGGGAUUGCAGAGUACCCAGUCGAGGACCACGGUUCAGAGGCGGCAGCAGGGACAGCGAAUGACCUAGGAGAAGAUCCCUGUACAAGCUGUGAGGAGCCGGAAGCUGCUGCUGCCUCUGAACCCAUUCCACCACCACCACCACCAACUGCUGCGGUCACCACUCCUCCUAUUGCCCCAGUGAGGAGGACACAGAAAAGAGGGAGAGUGGGGGGGAGGGAGAGGGAGGGACAGAUAGAGAAGUGCCUCCUGGAGGUGUUGAGGAGGCCGCCUCCACCUGCUCCAGCGCCUCCUUCUCCUCCUCCUCCUCCUCCUCCUCCUCCUCCAGCGUCUCUCUCCGAGGACGAACAUUUUUUUAAAGGGAUAAUUCCUUCCCUGCAACGAUUGCCACCCCAUGCAAAAGAACACAUACAAUUUCAAAUUUAUAAAUUAUUGCAUGACGCUAACAAUUUCUAUAAUCCAGGAGUGCUCAAUUUGGACUCUCAAUUUGAACCAUUCGCUGAAUAGGUUCACUGGGGUGACAAUCGUUGCAGGGAAUGAUCCAUGCCCAUUUUUUUUUGUUUACACUCACGCACACACACACACACGCCCCAAUAAAGGAUUAUUUUUAUUCAAAAGAUGGCUUCAGAUUCUUUAUUGAAUGGCCAUUUAAGUUGCUUGAGGGAAAUGUUGCAAAUUAUUUUGUGCCACAGAUUUUAGGGUCUAAGCAACUUUGCUUAAGGUAUUGUUGUCAGGUAUGUUGUGCCCUACUCGUUGAAGAGCACAACCAAGAACGGGAGGUCCACACAGCGACAGUUAAAU
Gadus morhua (Atlantic cod) is the source of this 1087-nucleotide messenger RNA. RefSeq names its product WAS/WASL-interacting protein family member 3-like. The coding region runs from base 113 to 793 and encodes 226 amino acids. Gene Ontology annotation, cellular component: nucleus; transcription regulator complex. NCBI's taxonomy places the organism in Eukaryota, Metazoa, Chordata, Actinopteri, Gadiformes, Gadidae. The record is from RefSeq and is a predicted model, not a curated record. Gene Ontology annotation, molecular function: DNA binding. The transcript has 3 exons. Gene Ontology annotation, biological process: regulation of transcription by RNA polymerase II.